Molecule: messenger RNA, 820 nt
Organism: Alnus glutinosa
Lineage: Eukaryota; Viridiplantae; Streptophyta; Magnoliopsida; Fagales; Betulaceae
Exons: 5
Coding region: 165-743 (192 amino acids)
Source: RefSeq, a predicted model, not a curated record
UUUCUAGUUGAUCGAGGGCAUGCAUUGACUCUAGUAAAAACUAUAAAGGGUGCGUGCGUGCGUGCGUAUCUUGCUGUAUAUGCUGGAAGGAGACAAUCGACUGUGUUUAUUAGACAGAUCGAGACAAUCGAGCAAAUUAAGGUGGUGAAUCAAUAUCUAUAUAUAUGGGAAACGGGCAAUCAACAAGAGUGCAACGACGUAUGUGGUCACGUACUCCUUUUCGCUAUCACCGAAUUUUCCCUUUCAAUUCACUAAACCAACCUCUGCUAGACGAUGACAGCCAGUCCAUGGUGUCAAACCUUCAACUUGAAGCCGAUCAAGAAAAGAAAGCAGCUUUGGAGAAAGAAAAUCGUGACUUGAGGUCUGCACUCUCCAGGCUAGAAUCCAAGCUUCAAUCAAAGGAGAGGGCCACUGAAGCACAAGCAGGGAGAAUCGCCAACCUUGAGAGAGAGGUUAAUGAACUCAAGAGUCAAGUGUCGAAGCUAAAAUCUGAACGUCAAGUUGACAAAGUUCACAAAUUUAAACAAGAAGGGGCCAAUAAUUAUGCUGCUUUGGAGGAGAUCAGAAUUAAGAAGCCGUCAACCGGCAGUGUCUCUGAGAAGAAGAAGGCGUCUGCUUCUUCUCAUGAUUCACAUGUAUGUUUACAAUUAGACAAGGCACAACAGGCGUUGCCGGAUGAUAUUGUUGCCUGCCUUAUCGUUUUGAUAUUUUUAGUAUCUAUUCUCAUUGUCAUCAACCUCUAAUAUGUAAUUAAGGACACUGCCAUUUCCUCAUCAGAAAAAUGGUGGCCUUCCUGAUCAGUACUGUCGAUAUAUAUAUA